This is a messenger RNA of Hyaloperonospora brassicae, 1005 nucleotides long. The record is from the annotation of a GenBank genome assembly. NCBI's taxonomy places the organism in Eukaryota, Oomycota, Peronosporomycetes, Peronosporales, Peronosporaceae.
AUGGCUUCACCAGCCAACCGGGCGACGUGGGCCGACCAUGAGACCGAAGACGAAGUGGAGGAAGAAGACGAAGCGGAGGACGUCAUGGACGACGCGCCCAUGCGCAUCACUGGACGCGUCUUCAUUGGGUCUAUUGACGCCGCACGGAACGCGACGGCACUGAAGCGGUGGCGCAUUGGCGGAGUGCUUGCAGUGCAUACCAAAGGAGAAGCCGAAGCUGCAGUAGCGCGUCCGUCUGUUGUUGGAAGUGCUGGAGACGCCGACGAGCUGCAGUGCACGCGGAUAAGUGUUGAAAUGGAGGACUCGAGAGCCGCCGACUGGAUACGAACGAUACCGGGCAUACUGGCGAAGCUGGAGACGCUCUUAGGAAAAGCGGAGCGCGACGAUACGAACGUGCUGGUGCAUUGCAUUGCUGGUCGAUCGCGCUCCGUGUCGGUGGUCGCAGCAUGGAUGUUGGCAAGUGAGUCCAAGCAGCAGAGUGUGCUGGACGUUGUUGACCGGAUCAGACUCAUCCGCCCAUGGAUCGAGAUCAACCCGUGUUUUACGCAGGACCUACACCUGUUCCACGCCGUGCUGCAAACAACGAACGGAUCGGUGCUGAGAGCUGAAGAUGCAAAGUUGUUGACGGACCGUUCCUUCCCGCGCCUGGACUUUGGCGCGAACCUCGUCGACAUGGUGCUCCAAGGCACAAAGACCAUCACGAUGCGUCUAUUGUCCGACAUCGAAGCCGACUGUAACUCGGACUUGGAAAUCAUCUUCCCACACUCUGUUGUCGUAGCAACAACCGCAGCGACUUGUGGCUCGCCAACGCGAUCGCGCUUUGCCUACUUGCGAAUCGAUCGGGUCGAGACGCAGGAACUGGUCGCCAUCGACCAAACUACGCUUCGCAAGUCUGGCUUUGAGUCAGCUACAGAAGCGCUGGCUUUGCUAGAGCAGUUUUACCCAAACGUGACGGCCACGACACCGCUACUGAUGCUGCACUUCGACUGCCUAUGCCCACUAUAG